CAGCUAUGUUCGACAUAAACCAUUUCAUUGGCAUUAAGUUCACAGACUUGAUAUUUGCCUGUAAGCUUCAGGUUACAGUUUGACUGACGUGUGUAUUGAGCAUCAAAAGUCGGCUAGUUAGCUGAAAUAGCCCAAGCAGAGAGCUUCGCAGGUUACCGUUGCAACCUGUAACCAAGGCAACCACGGUCAACUUAUUUAGCGGGAGAAUAAACGUAAAACAGCUACUAAGAGCAGCUUUCCUGAUUAGCACGUUUUGGACAUGGAGAGACAUAAAGUUGGAAAAGAAAGGCUCAUAGUUCCCACUGAUUUCACGUCGACAGCGGCUUCAAGGAAUCUCCAGGAGGACCUGGUACCCCCAUCACAUUUCACAUCAAGUGUCCAGUCUGCUGGAGCACACAGAGGCGUUCAACCCGCAGGGACACCGCCAACCGUCUCCUGGAUAAACCCAGGGAUAACUUCAGUACAAUCAGGGGAUCCCAGUCCUACCAAUCCAUGGCUCGCCAUCGCACAGGCCCAACAGGAAAUCUUGGAACUGAGGAAGGAAAAUCAGAGGAUCAUGAUGUUACAAGGAGACAGCAUAAGAGGAAGGAAGUCUGUGGAUCCCCAGUCAGACCUUAGGGCAAGAUGUGCAGAGAGAAGUGAGCAGUGGUCCAGAUGGGAGUCUGAGUGGCGUCUGGAGGCAGAGAAGCACAAGGCGGAAGCUGAGAGGUUAAAGGGGCGGGUUGAGGCCCUGAAGGAGACUGCAGGGAGACACAGGGACGAGAUGAGAGACAGAGACAGCUCCUUGAACAGACAGAGCCAUGAAUUGGAAGCAAUGCGUGAAGAGUUAUGUAAGGCUAAGACUGAACUGAGCCAAAUCAGAAGGGAGCUCACGCACAGCAAUGCACAGAAGGAGAAUAUAGGCUUACAGCUUGAAAGACUAAAGAGAGAGUCUGGUGAAGAAAUUACAGAGCUGAGGAGAGAUGUUGUGAGGAGCAAAGAGGAAGCCAAGGAGCUCAGUCUAAAGGCUGAAACGGGCAGGUUACAGGCUGCGGAGGAGGCCAAACGGCAGAUUCUUAGACUGUCUGUACAAUUGGAGGAAAUGCAGAAGAAGCAGACGGUGGAGCUGCUACAGUUGAAGACUUCCCAUUGUGCAGAGGUGGGUGCAGCAAGAAAAACAAACAGUGAACUACAGGACAGACUUCAAUCGAUGACCUCAGAAGCGCUGCAGUUAAAAAGCACUCUGGUUGAGGUAUCUGCUGAGAGAGACGGGCUGAAAGAACAUUUAAGCCAAAUGGGACAAGCUUUUGAGACACAAUCUGCAACACUGCACAGCCUCAGAAAUUACAUCGGCCAGCUCGCCCCAGAGAAAGGAGAGAAGGAACAAUUUAAUGAAGCUGUUGAGAGGCUGAAUAGAGAGAAAGCAGCUCUUCAGAUGACCACAGAGCUUGUGACAGUCAGGUUUAACUCUGUCAGUGAGAUACUUGCCCUCCAAGAAGAGAAAAUGGUGAAGAAGACCUCUACAGGCCCACUUGCGAACAAUGAAUCUGAGGGCCUUCAAGUGCUUCGACUCUGGAGAGACAAAGUGUUUAAGUUAUGCGUCCAGCUUCGUUCAAAGGACAUUGAACUAAGAGGAGAAAAGGAUAAAGUUCUUUCAAAAGUCAAACUCCUUGAGCAGCAGCUCCAGCAGGAGCAGCACCGGGCUAGUGUGCUCCAACUCAGUCUAGAUGACAGGAUAGCUGAGCUGGACCUGGAGAGAGUGGAAAAGGAGACAUUGAAACAGGACUUGGCACAGGAGCAACAAGAAAACUCACAGCUAAAGUCACAGUGGGAGAGAGGAGAGGCUGAUCUAAAAAUCCUGACGGAGGCAGUUCAAAGGUUUAGUUUGGCAUUUGAAAGCAAGGUGGCAGAAAUGAACGCAGCUCAAGCUAGGCUCAACACUUUCAGCCAAAGGCUAACUUUUGCUAAAAGACAAGUGGAGACCAUUCAAGGUUUGACCAUGAGGAGGGUGGCUCUGCAGAAAGCUAAACAGGCCAGUAAACAGACAGAGCAAACUGCUGACAGCAUCACAAACCUUCAGACAGAGCUUUGUGUGGCGUGUGAAGAGAGAGACAAGCUCACACAGGAGCUCAAAAGAACCCCGCAGCUCAUCGAGAAAGCUCUGGCUGAUCUGAAUGAACAGUAUGAAAGCAAACUGAGGCAGCAGCAGCUGGCGCUGGAGCAGAGCUCGCUGGAGGUGCGGCAGGCUUUGGCUGGCAGAGACGAGGCCGAGCAGAGUCUGCACCAGAUCCAGGCCCAGCUGGAGGAGAGCAAGGUCAACCUGGAGAAACUCCACUCUGAGCUGCUCAGCCAGCAGGAGCACAGCGAACGCGCCCUGCAGGAGAGAGUGUCUGAGAUCAAGGACUGCUGUGCUGAGAAGCUGAGAGAGAUGGAGGUUCAAGUCAAUACUGCCAAGAGAGAGCACACCAAAGCAGUUAUGACUUUGCGGCAGUUUGAGAGAGAGUCAGCAAGGAAACAGGACGAAAUGAGAGAAACCCAACAACACACAAAGAGGGAAGUCCAGAAUAAACAACUGAAAGAGCAACCACUGCUGGCCACUGUCACUGCUGAGAGAGGGUUGACAAGUGAGUAUACAAGAGCUCACACAGCAGCUCGACAAUACUCUGCUGCUCCCAGAGAACAUCGGAAAAAAACCUCAGAGAGGAGUCAUUCUGUGGUACCUGCAGACGGGAGACUCCUGUCUGUCUUGGAGGAGCUCCAUUCUCUCAGUGCUGCUGUGGUAAACAGCUCUGAGGACUCUGCGGAGGAGGAGGGACAGAGUGACAGCGUGACAGCGUGGGACCAUCCACAGAAAGACUGCACAGCUGAUACCUGUUGAUGAAUCACUGGAGCCAGUGAACGCACCUCACAUUUGUACAAAAGGUGGGCAGAGCUGAAAUCACACAGUGGAAACAAUUUGUUUGAGCCAAACAGCGGAAAACCACGCAUGACACAUUGCUACAGGAAGAAAAGGAAGGUACAAGAAGAUUGAUAGCUGUCUAUUGAGACACAGUAUGCUUAUAUUUAACACGUAUAUUAUUUCAAGUUUAUGAAAUUCUUUCAAAGCGUUAAGAGACCUCUAUUAAACGAACAUGACUAAUUCUGACUUUGUCCUUUUGGAAGUCUGUUCUGUUAAAGUCUAUCUGAAGGUCCAAGUAUUUCUUUAUUAUGCAGAGACAUGUAUCUUACUUUUCAGUGCAACUUAAUAAAGUAUUUAAUGUUCUAAUUGCUGUGUAUUUUGAGAAAUAUUGAUAAAGCAAGUCAUGAUUUGGUAUGGCU
Anoplopoma fimbria (sablefish) is the source of this 3297-nucleotide messenger RNA. RefSeq names its product coiled-coil alpha-helical rod protein 1 (gene cchcr1). Gene Ontology annotation, biological process: cell differentiation; protein export from nucleus. Gene Ontology annotation, cellular component: centriole. Lineage: Eukaryota; Metazoa; Chordata; Actinopteri; Perciformes; Anoplopomatidae. The transcript has 19 exons. The record is from RefSeq and is a predicted model, not a curated record. Bases 260 to 2857 code for a protein of 865 amino acids.